Messenger RNA from Aspergillus aculeatinus CBS 121060, 7726 nucleotides. RefSeq names its product type I polyketide synthase. NCBI's taxonomy places the organism in Eukaryota, Fungi, Ascomycota, Eurotiomycetes, Eurotiales, Aspergillaceae. Gene Ontology annotation, molecular function: fatty acid synthase activity; 3-oxoacyl-[acyl-carrier-protein] synthase activity; oxidoreductase activity. The transcript is spliced from 11 exons. The record is from RefSeq and is a predicted model, not a curated record. Gene Ontology annotation, biological process: fatty acid biosynthetic process; secondary metabolite biosynthetic process. Bases 1 to 7578 code for a protein of 2525 amino acids.
AUGGAUGACAAACUCCCACCGAUUGCCAUUGUCGGCAUGAGUUGGCGCUUCCCAGGGGAAGCCCGGUCUGCCAGCGGAUUCUGGGAUAUCUUGCGAAAAGGCGAAUCGGCCAAGACUCGCAUUCCGGCAGAACGCUUUGACCCAGAUGCGUACUAUCACCCUUCCGCUGAUCGACAGGGUGCUAUCACAACGAAGGAGGGUCACUUUUUGAAGGAGGAUAUUGGGCUCUUCGACGCCCCAUUCUUCUCGAUGACCGCGGCUGAGGCCGAAGGAAUGGAUCCCCAACAUCGGAUUUUGUUGGAGGUGACGUAUGAAGCUUUUGAGAAUGGUUGUGGCGGGGCAAUGACUGCCAAUCGCUUGUCGUGGUUCUAUGAUCUACGAGGACCUUCUCUCAUGAUCGAUACGGCUUGUUCCUCGAGUCUGGUGGGGCUUCAUCUGGCGUGCCGGGAAAUUCAGAGCGGUGGAAGCAAGAUGGCCGUCGUUGCAGGCACAAAUCUUAUGAUCCAGCCGGAGGUGUGGCGGGGUCUGUCGGCCUUGGGGUUCCUGAGCCCCGACGGGCAAUGCCACAGCUUUGAUAGUAGGGCGAACGGCUACGGACGCGGAGAAGGGGUUGGUGUCAUAGUUCUGAAGCCCUUGAUGGAUGCUGUUAGGGACCAUGAUGUUAUCAGGGCGGUCAUUCGGGGCACGGGCAUCAACCAAGAUGGGAAGACCUCCGGGAUCACUGUCCCAAGCUCAGAGGCUCAGGUUAAUCUCAUUCGAUCCACCUACGCAGCAGCCGGGCUCGACUUCUCGGAAACGGCGUAUUUCGAGGCCCACGGCACCGGGACACCAGUCGGUGAUCCUCUAGAGCUCUCGGCCAUAGGAGAGACGAUCGGUAUCUCCAAGGCAGUGGCCGGGUGUCCUCCGCUUCUGGUGGGUUCUGUCAAGAGCAACAUCGGACAUCUAGAGGGAGCUUCCGGAAUUGCUGGCCUGAUCAAAACUGUUCUUAUUCUCGAGAAGGGUCAGGUUCCCGCUGUGCAUGGCUUUGAGGAUCCUAAUCCGCGCUUUCAGUUGGACAAAUGGAAUAUUCACAUUCCUACGGAGCUUACGCCAUGGCCAACGACUGGGCUACGUCGGGCUAGUGUCAACUCGUUUGGGUACGGAGGGACGAAUUCGCACGUUAUUCUCGACGAUGCGUUCCAUUAUCUUGCUGGUAAUCGGCGAGCAGACCGAAACCUAACCGCAACUCACAACACACGCCUUCAUGAGAGCUUGCUGCCUCCGACUCCAGACUCAGGCGUUUCAGUUGCCUCUCUGUGCGACUUUCCAGCCGCUGCGCCGCGGCUGUAUGUCUUUUCUGCGCCAGAGCAAGAUGGCGUGACUCGCAUCUCUCAAACAUACGCGGAUCAUAUCAAGCAUAGCUUUGACUUAGCGCACAAGGAGUCGGAGAAUAGUCUAGCUACUCUGGACAGUGAGCUCGCCCUCGUCCACACUCUGGCCGAGCGGCGGACUACUUUCGACUACCGCGGGUUCGCUGUUGCCACAUCGCUCAUGGAUCUGCAACAAGUCCUGGAAAGUACACCACCCAAGGCGACACGCUCGUUGAAGACUACUUCUUGUGCCUGGGUGUUCACCGGGCAAGGAGCGCAGUGGCCUGCAAUGGGACGAGAGCUCCAGGAGAUUGGGGUCUUCCAAAAUAGCCUCCUGCAGGCGGACAAUUACAUUGCCUCGCUUGGAAGCGACUUUUCUCUCGUAUUGUGUACCGUUGUGCAGGUCGCGCUGGUAGAGCUUCUGCGGUAUUGGCAACUACGCCCCAAGGCCGUCGUGGGUCACUCGAGUGGAGAGAUAGCCGCAGCCUAUGCCUCCGGAGCACUCAGCAGAGAGGCCGCAUGGAGGAUCGCGUACUUCAGAGGCGUGCACUCGGAACAAAUCGCUACUCUUCUUCCCAACACGCGAGGGUCCAUGUUGGCCGUCAACAUCUCCGAAGCGGGGAUCCGGAGCUAUCUGGACCGAGUCACACAAGGCGAGGCUGUGGUAGCCUGCAUCAACAGUCCGACGAGCGUGACCGUCUCCGGAGAUACGUCUGCGGUGGCCCAGGUUGAGAAUCUGCUCCAGAGCGACGAUGUAUGGUGCAGAAAGCUCAAAGUCCAGACGGCAUAUCAUUCUCCACACAUGAAAGUGAUCGCCGAGCAGUAUCUGGCCUCAAUUCAAGACAUUCAGCCGAGUGAAUUGUCCGAUGCCUCAUUCUUCUCGUCCGUUCUCGGCUCCGAAUUGCCUCCUUCUGGCCUGGGAGCGGACUACUGGGUGCAGAACCUUCUCAGUCCCGUAAGAUUCUCGGAGGCGGUUACCGCGUUGCUGAGUCAAAGUCCUACCAAGUUCCGACGGAAGGGAAUGGCUGGGGUGAACGCGCUCGUAGAAAUCGGGCCUCAUUCCGCACUGCAGGGACCUUUGCGCGACAUUGUCUCUCAUAUCUCUAACCUGAACGCGAAUGCCAUCACGUAUACCUCUUUGCUACAGAGGGAGAAAAAUGCGAGAGUAACCGCUCUGGAUGCUGCUGGCAAGCUUUGGAGCCUAGGCUUCAACCUGGAUCUGGCCCGAGUGAACUCUAGCACCAGAUCGCCCUCGUUGCACUGGAAACCACUCGUCAACCUCCCCAGGUACCCAUUCAACCAUAAGAGAAGAUACUGGCAUGAGGCACGAAGCACUCGGGUGAGGCGGACGCGAAACUGUCCUCGGACCGACUUGCUCGGGCUUCCCACAGAUGACCACAAUAGCGUCACGCCUCGCUGGACCAAUUUCAUCAGCCCUGUCGAGGUACCGUGGCUGAUGGAUCAUCAGAUCCAAGGACUCGUCGUCUUUCCAGGUGCUGCCAUGCUGGCCAUGGUGCUCGAAGCAUGCAAACAAACAGCUGGCCCACGGGCAGGCUCGAUCCAGGGCUACGAGUUCCACGACGUCACCUUCUCCAGGGCAAUGGUAUUUUCAUCGUCUGUUGCCGUCGUCGAGACAGUGUUACAGCUACGACCUCAUAACUCCGGAACGAGGAGCACCGGCACUACAGCUACACAUUGGAUGCACUUCAGUAUCAUGUCGAUUGCACCGGACGGCACUGCUGCGGAGCACUGCUCGGGACUUGUCCGAGCCCUCUACGCCGACGUCCCCAACGCCGUAGACAGCACCUUAGAAGCCCUCCAGGGUUGGGACAGCUACAAACACGAGUACGCGCUCAUCCGCCAGAAGGCCACAAAGAUACAAGCGGCCAGCCGGCUCUACGAUCGCUUGGCCACACUGGGCCUUCGCUUCGGGCCUGCAUUCCGCAACAUCACGGAAAUCCACACGGGUGACGGCUUUGGGCACGGCGAGCUGCAAGUUCAUGACACGGCGGCACGAAUGCCGGAGGGCGUCGAGUCUCCGAUUCCGAUACAUCCCACGCUCCUGGACGCAGCCUUCCAGAUGAUGAUUUGUAGUGGAACAGUGAGAGACGAUUCGCCGGCUAUGGCGCCCAGCCUAAUUGAGUCGCUGUAUAUCUCCGCCUCGAUUCCGCCGGUUGGCUCGCGCAUGAGCGGGUACAGCACCCUCAGUCCGAAGAUCCGGCUCAAGCAGAGUGGGAACGUCAUCCUCUCGGAUGAUUCGUGGACUCAGCCCAAGGUGAUACUGAAGGGGUUUGUAUGCAGGGAGCUCAACUCGGCUCAACUGCGGCAUGCUCCCCGCAAGAUCUGCACGCGUCUGGACUGGAGGAUGGAUGUUUUGUCUUCCGCGAUCACGGCCCGUAGGUUCUGGGACUCCCUGCCUGUACAUCUCUCACCCCUCUCAAAGCAAGCGAGUGAUUGGAACCAAGCAGCGGCAAUAUUCGCUCAGAGGGCAAUGUCUUCUCUUCCAGCCGAGGUGACGAGUCCAACCCUCAAACGAUAUCUUGACUGCAUACAUACCCUCGCAAGGACAACGUUAGACAAGUCAUUAAGCGAGCUGGGCAACCUCGAGAACUGUCCGGUGACAGAAGUGAUACGAACGGUGGGAAACGGGCUAGAUCAGAUCCUCCAGCCCGGCCCCAACGCUCAGCCUGUCUUAACCUCCGAGCAUAUUUCGCCGUAUUUGAGCAAUGCGAUACACCAUACAUUCGUCGAUUGUGUUGCUACGGAGUACUUGGACCGUCUUGGGGACGUGAAUCCCGACGGCCGUAUCCUGGAGAUUGGAGACGGAUCCACUUCCUGUGCAACAUCGGUCUUACGGCGGUUGGCAGAUAAGACGUCUGACUGUGCGCGUAUCAGCAAAUAUACCCUCGCGGCACCUGAGUCCGAUGCGCUUUCCCAGGCCCGAACACUCUGCAAGGAGUGGCCGUCGCUCGAUCCAAAGAUUUUCCACCUCGACAAGAACGCCGAAAGGCAGGGGUUUCAGCCCAAAACAUAUGACUGCAUUCUCUUCACGGACCUUCUGCCUACGGCAGACAUGGUGCUGCAGCUUGCGACCGCAAAGGUUCUGCUCAAGCCCGGUGGCAAGCUCCUGUUGGCCGGUAUAAUGGUACCUCAGCCGCGGACAACGUUCGUUCUGGGCUCUGAUCCGAGGUGGUGGCGCACGCCUCAGGAUGAGAGUCAGUGGAAUAUCUUGCUCGAGGAAGCUGGUUUCAGGGGCAUUGAACAAAUUAUACACGAGUCUCUGGACCCAGGUCUACAAGAGCUGUCGGUAAUGGUGACUUCUGUGCAAUCCAACAGUAAAUAUGGCUUCUCAGAGGUGGUCAUUGUGAAUAGAAACGACUCUGCUGAUGCAAUCGACUCAACCAGCCAAAAGCUUGGGGAUCGACUGGUCGAGCGUGGCCUUCCCGUCAGCCAUGUAACCCUGGACACAAUUCCAGCUGAUAUCCAUGGCAAGGGUGUCGUGUCUUUCGUGGAGAUCGACACCCCACUUCUCGAAGACAUAUCCGAAGACGCCUUUGUCGCUGUCAAGAAUAUGAUUCUAGACAGCGCGGGAGUUCUUUGGAUAACCCGCCAGGGCCAGGUCACCGACGCUGUAGCACACCCCUUCGCUGGAGUUGCGACUGGACUCAUGCGGACGAUACGUUCGGAAGAUUCGACUAAGCGCCUCAGCAAUCUUGAUCUCUCGCGUCAGUCAGCCCUGCAGCCCGAAUUCGCAGCCGAGAUGGUAUAUGAAGUUUUCCGGGCCGUAUUCAAUACCACAUCAUCCGACCGCGAAACUCGAGACUGGGAAUAUGCCGAGAACAAUGGCUUGCUCCAUAUCCCUCGUCUCUUCGAGGAUCCGCAUCUGAUUUCAGAGAUCUCCAGGGCGGAUCAAGUGCUUCAGGCGGUAGAAGGGCCACUCUUUCAAGACAACCGGCCCUUGAAGAUGGUCCUACGCGAGCCAGGCUUGCUAAACACGCUCCAGUUUGUGGACGACGAGGGGUUCCGGAAGCCACUGAAGCCGGACUAUGUUGAGAUACAGGUUUCAUGCACAGGUCUGAAUUUCGUGGACGUCAUGGCAGCCCUAGGUCAAGUGCCUACUCCGACUCUCGGCUGCGAGGUUGGUGGGAUCAUUACACAUGUCGGGCCGGAUGUGAAGCAGUUCAAGCCCGGUGACAAAGUGGUGGGCAUGCUACAGGGUAGUUUCAACAGCCAUGUCCGCAUCAGAUCAACAAUCAUCCAGCACGUUCCAGACCGCAUGACCCUCGAAGACGCGACCACCGCCAUCGUUUCCUUCCUAACUGCCUGGAUUGCACUGGUCAACAAAGCACAUAUCACCCGGAAUGAAACAGUCCUAAUCCAUUACGGUGCCGGUGGCGUCGGCCAAGCCGCGAUCCAGAUCUGCCAGCACCUGGGCGUCGAUAUCUACACGACGGUCGGGUCUCCAAGCAAGAAGAAGCUUUUGGUUCAGCAAUAUGGCCUGGCUGAGGAUCACAUUUUCUACUCGCGAGACUCGACGUUUGCCGGGAACCUGAUGAAAAUGACCGCUGGCCGCGGCGUGGAUGUCGUUCUCAACUCGACCUCGGGCGAACUUCUCCGCCAGUCAUGGCUGUGUGUCGCGGACCACGGGCGCUUCGUGGAGAUCGGGAAACGGGAUAUCUUGACUAACGUGGGCCUCGACAUGCACCCAUUUAUCCGCCGGGUGAGCUAUAUCGGGUUCAAUCUGGAGAUGUAUCACCAGUGUAGUCCCGUUCACAUGGAAUGUUCCGAGGCAAUGGAUGAGAUCUUUCAUCUCUUCCGGACGCAGCGCUUCAGGGCGCUGAACCCACUGACGGUCUACAGCUACUCCCAGGUAGAGCAGGCGUUCCGUGCCCUGCAAACCGGGGAAGUCUCGGGCAAGGUCGUAGUCCAGGCUCGACAAGAUGAUCUCGUCCCGGUCGUGCCGCCGGUCGAAGGCCCGUUGGCAAUGGAUCCAAACUCGACAUAUCUUCUGGCUGGCGGGCUGGGUGGCAUCGGUCGCAGUAUUGCAGACAUGCUGCUGUCCCAUGGUGCAAGACAUCUUGCGUUUAUAUCUCGAUCGGGCGACGCCAAGGGCGAGGCGAGGCGUUUCAUGGAUCAACUUCAGCGACAUGGUUGCGAUGCACGGGCUUAUGCCUGUGACAUCUCCGACCGCGAGAGUCUUCGAAGUACACUGGCAAGGUGUUCAUCGGAGAUGCCCCCGAUUAAGGGCCUUAUCCAGUGCUCGAUGAUACUGAAGGACGGAAUCUUCGAACAAAUGCCCUACGAAGACUGGAUCAUCAGUACUCGUCCCAAGAUUCAAGGCUCAUGGAAUCUGCAUGAGCUCCUUCCGCCAGACCUUCAUUUCUUCAUCAUGCUGUCGUCCGUGUCUGGCAUCAUCGGUAAUGCGGGGCAAGCCAACUACGCCGCCGGCAACGCGUUCGUUGACGCCUUGGCUCAUUUCCGGCGCCGCCAGGGCCUUACUGCCACGGCGCUGGAUCUCGGUGCCGUUCGCGAUGUUGGAUAUAUUGCUGAGUCGUCCGGUGACCGUGCGGCGGACCUAGCUCAUACCAAGGCGUUUCAGGUGGCCGAGAAUGAGGUUCUUCGUCUGGUGAAGCUUGCAAUUGCGGCAGAUCACACUGUCGGGCAGCAGCAGCGUGGGAGAGACCCAGGCCCAGGCCGAAACGGCCACCACGACCGCCAUCAUGAAAUCCCGGCGCAAAUCAUAAUGGGCUUGGGCAGCACGAGGCUGGAGAUGGAAGAGUUCCUCCGACGGGCGCACUGGGCGCGCGACGCCAAGUUCUCGACGCUGUGGAAGCCGGACGGUGCGACGAACGGUAGUAAUGACGCGGCGUUGCAUUCGGGGUUGGAGGCCUUCAGCAAUGCUGACUCCCUUGAGGCUGCCGCUGGGAUUGCAGAGGAUAUGAUUGUCUCGCGUAUGGCCAGGAUGCUGAUGAUCCCUAUGGAAGAUAUCAACGGUGCCCAGCCUUUGCAUACUUAUGGAGUCAACUCGCUGGUCGCUGUUGAGAUUAGGGCGUGGAUAGCGAAGGAAUUUCAGACCGAAAUCGCCGUCUUCGACAUCCUCAGCUCCAUUCCCUUAUCUGGUCUUGCGACCAAGAUCGUCCCUGAGAGCAAACUGCUUCCCGCACGACUGAUGAAAGAGACUAGUGGAUCUGACGAGAAGGGCGAGAGGGCCGAGGAGUCACACUUGUGAUUAUAGUUCAUCAUUGUUCUUGUCAAUCGUCCUAUUCAUAGAGUAUGCUCUGGGGUUGCGGACCGGAGUGUAAAGCGGGCAAACAGAUACAUAUCAGUGUGACAGUACGCGAGACAACUGCGGCGACUCGCCAAAUGGGAAAUAUCCC